This is a messenger RNA of Lepisosteus oculatus (spotted gar), 3838 nucleotides long. RefSeq names its product Fc receptor-like protein 5. Gene Ontology annotation, cellular component: plasma membrane. Gene Ontology annotation, molecular function: transmembrane signaling receptor activity. The record is from RefSeq and is a predicted model, not a curated record. Gene Ontology annotation, biological process: cell surface receptor signaling pathway. Lineage: Eukaryota; Metazoa; Chordata; Actinopteri; Semionotiformes; Lepisosteidae.
GGAAAUUGAGGUGAAUCUUAUAGGUAGACAAUUAAUACAGGUUUAAAACAGCAUGAAGCUCUGUCAUUUCUUUAUUUUAAUUUCUGCAAUAAAAUGGUCCGUCUUUGGUCAUCAGACAGGAUCUAGGUAUAAAACUAAGCUGACUGCCGACCCUCCAUGGACAGUGGUGUUCCCAGGAGAGACAGUCACCCUCAACUGUCAUACUAGUGGACCUGGUGGCUGGAAAUAUUCCUGGGCCUUAGAAAAACAGGGGACAACAGUGCCACUCAAGGACUCCAAUGGAGAAGACGGUUCCCAGUACAUCCUGAGCUCUGUGUCAGAGUCUGAUGGGGGAAAAUACUGGUGUCAAGCUGGGAGAGGAAAUGAACAAAGUGACAGUGACUCUCACACUCUGGCAGUAUCUAAUGUCAAGGCCAGUGCUGUAGUGACCAUAGACUACCCCGAUUCAGUGGUUUUCUCAGGAGAGUCAGUCACUCUCAGCUGUGUGGUGAAGGGGGCGUCAGGUGGCUGGAGAUAUUCCUGGGCUAGAAACACAAAGGGGAGACUAGAGAACCUCUUUCGAUCAAGUGCUGAAGAUCAGCAAUAUUACACCCUCAGUCCUGUAACAGUGUCUGAUAGUGGACAGUACAUGUGUCAAGCUGAACGGGGAAGCAAACCAAUAAUUCAGACAUAUCCUGGGUUUCAUAUUUUGGAAGUGUCAGAUCCUCCUAAAUCUGUGUUGACGCUGGAGCUUGAAUGGAUGGAGGUAUUUAUCACGGAAAGUGUGACUAUGAGGUGUGACAUUCCAUUGGGCUCGAAGUGGAUCUAUGAAUGGUACAGAGAUGGACAGGAGAUUCUUGUAGACAGAGCCAGUUCCAACAGCAUCAAUGGAAACAGAUACACAAUCCUCUCUACUGCUCAGUCAGACAGGGGGAACUAUACCUGCAGAGGUCAUCGCAGCAGAAAAUCAGUUUACUCUGAAACUAGCAAUGCUGUUACACUGCAGUUGACUUCUAUACCUAAACCUGUGCUAAGCCUUGAGACAGCAUGGACAGAAUUCUACAGUGGAGAAAUAAUUUUUCUAAAAUGUUGUAUUAACUCUACUGAGUGGACCUAUGACUGGUACAGAGAUGGACAGAAGCUUGCUGUAGACAAAUCUGAUUUCAACAGCAAUAAAGAAAACAGAUACACAAUCCCUUUUGCAUCUCAAUCAAAUAAGGGGAGCUAUACCUGUAGAGGACAACACAGUAGACGUUCACUUUAUUCUGAAACCAGUAAUGCUGUUACACUGGAUGUAUCUGAAAUACUGCCAAAGCCCAAUAUAUUACAAGAUCCUCCCAGUGAGCUGAUAUACACAGAAGAUACGGUCACCCUGAGAUGUGGAUUUGGAGGACAUUCUACUGGCUGGAAGUAUCUCUGGCAUAAAGACACACAGGCAUUAUCUGACACUCACAGUGUGAGCACUGAUGGGUCAUGUUUCAAAAUCAGCUCUGCUGCUCUGUCCGACAGUGGAGAGUACUGGUGUCAAGCUUUAAGGGGAGAAGUGAACUUUUACUCUCUGCACAGUGACUCUCUGAAAUUAGAAAUCAGAGCCCGAGCAAAAGCGGUACUCACCUUGGAGUCAGGAUGGACAGAAAUAUUCAUCACAGAAAGAGUGACUCUGAGGUGUGAGAUUCAGGGGGACUCUACUGAGUGGAUCUAUACAUGGUACAGAAACGGACAAGAGUUACCUAUAGACAAGACUGCCUCCAGUAGGGGAAAUGAAGACACAUACACAAUCCUCUCUGCUGAGCAGUCACACAGUGGGGAAUAUAUCUGUAAAGUAAAAAGUAAUAAGAAUUCCUUUUUUUUCAACAAUAGCAAUUCUGUCACACUGAAGGUGUCUGAAAUAAAGCCAAAGCCAAACCUGACCCAGGACCUGCCCAUUGGAAAGAUAUACACAGGAGACAGAGUUGCACUCAGCUGUGGGUUUGUGGAAACGUCUACUGGAUGGGAGUACCUCUGGUACAAAGAACCAGUUCAGAACAACACUGAGAGCAACAGGACUGUUGGCUCUAAUUACACCAUUGAUUCUGCUGUUGUAUCCAACAGUGGAGAGUACAGGUGUCAAGCCAGAAGGGGGACUGUGCACUUUCAUUCUCAAAGAAGUGAUACUCUUACAUUAAAUAUAACAGUUGAGGCUCGACCUCAGGCUGUCAUCACCCUGGAGACUGCAUGGACAAAGAUUUUCAGUACAAACAAUAUGGUACUGAGGUGUGAGGUUCAGGCCAGCUCUAUUGAGUGGAACUACACAUGGUACAGAGAUGGAAGUAUGAGUGAUCUGAGCAGUAGAAAUGGAGACAGAUACACAGUUAUAUCUGACAAUGAAUUGUACAAAAGUGCCUAUACUUGCAGAGGAGAAAGGAUCACAGAGCCUUUUUACUCUGUUACCAGUGAUUCGUUUGUACCACAAGACAUCUUACACAAGUGGAUAUGUGUCAUGGGCAUUUCUGGUUUUCUUAUUCUCCUUAUCCUCCUCAUAAUCGUGGUUGUGCUUUGCAGGAGAUCUCAGAAACUGGGUAAAUUAGCUGAGUCUGAUGGAUUUUAUGAAAGCAUUGACCCUCUCACUGAAAGCCACAGUACAAGUAAUUCAGGACUGACUAAUAAAGUAGCUUUUUACUCUGCUACCAAUUUGAAGCUAAAAAAUCAGGGUACUCAAAAUUCAGGAGUGACUAAUUAAGCUGAUUUUAACAGUUACUAAUCUGAACCUUAAAAAAUAAUCAAGAAAGUGCUAUACUGUGACUUAAUAAUGGAAAACAGUGAUUUUAACAAUAAUGGCAAUCAUCCCACUGAAUAAGAUGAACUUCAGCAAAGGAAUAACCUUAAUUUCAUGUAAAAUAUAACCAGUGUAGUGUUUGUUUCAUUUACAAGUAAUAUUGUGUGUAAAUUGACCUAAAUAAAUGAAGGUAGCUUUGACAAUAUACCUCUAUGUUAAUAGACAAUGGAAUUCCAGUAACCUACUCAAAAUAAAGUGAUAAAAUUUCACUUUAGUUGAAUUGUAAAAAGGGCAAAUUAUAAGAUGAAUUAAAACAUCAUUAAUGGCAUUAAUGGCAUACUGUAAAAGCUUGUCUAAAUCACUCAAAGAGAUAUGCAACCAAAUACUGACUUUUUGGCUAAGUAUGCUACGUAAAUGUGUUGCAGUACUUACAGAAACUUUGAAUCAUUGAGUUGAACUCCAGGCAUGCAUGGAAUCACCCAAAAAUGACAAAUAUUGCGCUUAUUUGCAUUACUACAAAUACAAAAUUGCUUGACUGAACAAAUAAGUUUUGACAUGCUGUUUCAAAAUAACUGUUUGCACGGCACGUAACCUUCUUGUUUUGCUUAGUACAGUGUAUAAUGAGUACAUAAGAAAAUAAAAAAACAGGAUACAGUGUCUAUAUACAGUAAAUAAUAUUGUUAAUGACAAUAUGAAACCUGUGUAAUUAAGAAUAGAGAUCCUACUUUUGCUGUUACAAAUGCAUUACAGAAUUGCCAGAUUUCUUGACUUGACAAAUUUUAUUGAAAUACUGUAGGAUUACUUAAAAUAAUAGACUUUUGAUCUUUUGAUAGUCUUUUGAAGCUAAGAAUACUUUACACAAAAAGGUGAAGCCUGGGAUACCUCUGAUGUAUACUUGGAGGAUUUUUUUAAAUUGUUCGUAUUGGAAAAAACACACAUCCAACUAGAAUUCAUUAAGCAACCUGGACAAAUGUGCUUUAUAUCUGGAAAAUCUGCUUUUUUGAGAAAUUCUCUUGACCUGUUGAUCUAAUACAGUACCUGUUAUUGCAUUAACUAAUCUUUUAUGCUUAUGUUAUAAAACCUUAAUAAAAAUUGAAAUCAGUA